CAGUUUAGAGCUGCUGAAUUCCAAAAAGAUGAGUUUUUUAUAGUGAUUGAAAUCUCAAAUACCUAUAUUGGAAUUUGGAUAGUAGUAGCUUGCAACUCAGCCAAGUCAAUUUCUUCUGCUUUCAAUUAAUUUGAGAGAAAGAGAGAGAGGGGAAAAUCAAAUUCAGAUGAUGAGUUUGCAGCUUGGGCUAAUCCCCCAACUCUCUUUCCAGAGAACCCUAACCUCACCAUUUUCGACCACCCAAACUUCAAUUAAACUCCCCAGCUGCCCAUCUCCCAACCCUAAAAGACUUCGCUUGCAGCCCCUUCGUUGUAAUGCCUCCAAUAAGGACACUGCCAAAACUACGCCUGAGACUGGGAGCAGCGGUGGAGGCGGCGACGUCGGCAAUGGAGAUGAUGACGGAACAGGAGAGAGUGGUAGUCUCUUGGCAGAAUGGCUGAAUUUCAGCGCAGACGACUUCAAAACGGUUGUUGCGGUGGUCGCUAUAUCGCUGGCCUUCAGAUCGUUUGUGGCUGAGCCUCGAUAUAUUCCUUCCUUGUCUAUGUAUCCUACAUUUGAUGUUGGAGAUAGACUUGUAGCUGAAAAGGUGUCAUAUUAUUUUCGAAAACCCUGUCCAAAUGAUAUUGUAAUUUUUAAAAGCCCACCCGUGCUGCAAGAAGUUGGCUACACAGAUGAUGAUGUUUUUAUCAAGCGGAUAGUUGCAAAAGAAGGUGAUACUGUUGAGGUUCAUGAUGGGAAAUUGAUUGUCAAUGGAGUUGUCCGAAAUGAAGACUAUAUUCUUGAAGCACCAAAAUAUGAAAUGACACAAACGCGUGUACCGGAGAACUCAGUUUUUGUUAUGGGCGAUAAUCGCAAUAAUAGCUAUGACUCACAUGUCUGGGGCCCCCUUCCUUCAAAGAAUAUAAUCGGAAGAUCUGUGUUCCGGUACUGGCCUCCUACUAGAGCCGGUGGCACGAUAUCUCCGGAGGGCUGUGCCAUUGACAGGAAGGAUACUAGUGUAGCUAGUCAAUAAAAGUGCAAUUCUAAGAUUUCUUUAAUUAGAUAUUGGUGAAACAAAUUCUUGUCUCAAAAGAGACCUCCAUUCAUUCUGUUUUAUCUGAAAAAAGGUAGGCCUAAGUUUUGUA
Messenger RNA from Salvia hispanica, 1124 nucleotides. RefSeq names its product plastidic type i signal peptidase 1 (gene PLSP1). Gene Ontology annotation, molecular function: serine-type endopeptidase activity. The record is from RefSeq and is a predicted model, not a curated record. Gene Ontology annotation, biological process: thylakoid membrane organization. NCBI's taxonomy places the organism in Eukaryota, Viridiplantae, Streptophyta, Magnoliopsida, Lamiales, Lamiaceae. Gene Ontology annotation, cellular component: chloroplast thylakoid membrane.